Messenger RNA from Naegleria lovaniensis, 1836 nucleotides. RefSeq lists its product as uncharacterized. Lineage: Eukaryota; Heterolobosea; Eutetramitea; Acrasida; Naegleriidae. The coding region runs from base 1 to 1836 and encodes 611 amino acids. The record is from RefSeq and is a predicted model, not a curated record. Gene Ontology annotation, biological process: cell division. Gene Ontology annotation, molecular function: protein binding. The transcript is spliced from 4 exons.
AUGUCUCAAGAUCAAACUCCUGCGUUCAUUCUGGACUCCAUCAAGAACAAGGUAAUCUUUUUCAUGGAACAACAAGAAGAAUACAAGAAUGCAAUUUUCCAUGCCGAUAAAUUAUAUCACCUCACCUUUCAGAAUAAAAAGGAUUGGAGUCUCAAUUCCGAAGAUCCAUCCAUUCCUCUCUAUGAAAUUUAUUCUACACGGGAGAUUGAAGCCAUCUAUUUAUUGUCCAAAGCAUACUUUAAAGCAGGACAAUUUAAACGAGCAUUACACUUGUUAACAUCAUCAUUUACAAACUUCUCUCAAAGAGCUCCGAUGGAAUGCUUCUUUUUGGCUGCAAAAUGUUUGGAAAAGUGUGAUGAUUGGUUGGAAAUUUUGAGUCUUUUUGGAGAUAAUGAUAUGGAAUUUGAGCAAGUAUUACACCAUAGAGAAGGAGCUCAACAGUACAUUGCAAGUUUGUGCUUUUUACGAGGCAAAGCGUUCGAUAUGUUGGAUAAUAAGGCUAGAGCCAUACACUGGUACACACAAACAUUAAUUUAUGAUCCCAACUUUUAUGAAGCCUUUGAAAAAUUGGUAGAGAAAAAUCUGUUGAACAAUCAAGACCAAGCUGCGUUACUCAACCAAAUUAAUUUUUCACAGGAAGACCAAUGGAUCAAAUACUUUUAUACAUCCAAAAUUGAUAGAUUUUGCUAUAUUAAUGACAAUAGCAAACAAGCAUUAAGAAAAUUAAGUGUAGAAUAUAAUUUGUCGAAAAACCAUGAUGUUCGAUGUAGCGAGGCAGAACGAUACUUUUAUUCUCAACGAUUUAACCAAGCAUAUGAAAUUACAAAACAGAUAAUAGAGGAAGAUCCUUAUAAUCAAGCAUGUUUACCAAUCCAUAUUUUAACUCUGGUAGAGCUCAAUAAGAAGAGUGAAUUAUUUUCCUUGUCACACAAAUUAGUGGACGACUAUAAGGAAUCAGCAGUGUCGUGGUUCGCUGUGGCUUGUUAUUAUUAUUCCAUCAAGAAGUUCGCUUCAGCUCGAUCGUAUUUUACAAAAGCAACAAAUCAAAACCCUCACUUUUUGGAAGCAUGGCUUGGCAUUGGACAUUGCUUUUCAAAUGAUAACGAGCCUGAUCAAGCAAUGGCUGCCUACAGAACCGCUUAUCGACUAUUCACAGGAAGUCACUUACCUCCUCUCUACAUUGGAAUGGAACACAUGAAAACAAACAAUCUCACACUCGCUCAGAAAUUUAUUCAACAAGCAUUAAGUAUUUGCCCAACCGAUCCACUCGUUCACAACGAAUUGGGCAUGAUCAGUUACAAGUGGAAACUCUAUGAAGAUGCUAAACAACAUUUUGAAAAUGCUCUUCGACUCAAUCCCAAGAAAGACGAUACUCCAAAUUUUUCAAGAGAAAUUUCUCAUUCACAAUAUACUUCUCACUUUGUUGACACUGAAAACAACAUUGUGGUCCAAAUGUGGGAACCCAUCAUGUUCAACCUUGCCAACACUUACCGAAAAUUGAAACAAUACGAUUUGGCUCUUGCCUAUUACAAGAAAUGUAUUGGAUUACAGCCAAAGAAUGCAUCCAUCUAUUCUGCUAUUGGAUUGACCUAUCAUUUACAGCAAUAUAGUGGCAGUUCAAAUUUACACACAGCCAUUGAAUAUUAUCACAAGGCACUGGCCAUUCAACCUGAUCACUCCUUCACAGCCACCAUGUUGAGUAAGGCACUAGUACAAAUUGCAAAUCAAUCACUUGAAUAUUUAAUGCAACAACCUGAAGAAGAAAUUCAAGACAACAACAAUACUGUACAAGAGAAUGACCUUAAUGUAAGAAUUAACAAAUUGUCGUCUCAUUAA